This is a messenger RNA of Amoebophrya sp. A120, 2973 nucleotides long. Lineage: Eukaryota; Dinophyceae; Syndiniales; Amoebophryaceae. The record is from the annotation of a GenBank genome assembly.
AGGCCUCCGUAUGCUUGAGCUCUAUUCAGCAUUCUCUUCGAGGACACAGUAUUUAGCAAAUGAAGAUUAUUAGCUUGUUUGAUAAAGUCGAUUGGUCCGCUUAAGCACUACUAGAACAGACUACAGCACUAUCACAAACACACACAAAAAUGUUCCAGCCCUUUAUUCCCGCAACCGGCACCAGCAGUAGCAGCUCCAGCACUGCGUCUUUCCCGAUCCCAGCUGCCCCUUCCACCUACAGCAGCGAUGUGUUCGUCCUGUCUGCAACUACAGCCUUCUCCGCAGCUGCCCAUGGAGGUUCGGCCCUGUAUAGUAACGCAGACAUAGCAUCAAGCAGGGCCUACAGCACUGCGGAAAUUGUACACGACCCCAAGAAGAGCCAUACAACGAACCCUGUCGUUCGGGAAGUGCAAAAAAACAGCUUCCGGGAAAUCAUCGACGAGCAAAACCCAAAUUUCCAUUUCGAAGGGCAGCACCAGACUACCCUCCUCACCCCGGAUGAGGAAAAACAACUUUUGGAGGAGGAAAUCCAGGAGUUGGAACAGUCCCUCGAGUUCACGAAAAACGAAAUUUCCCGACUGGAGCAAGGCAUCGCGGAUUUGAAACAGCAGCACGAAGCGCGGAUGAAAAAACUGGUGCAGGAGCAAAGGCGACGGAAACAGAAGCGGCAGAAAAAUCGUGAGGAGUUGAAUUUGGAUUUCGAGAUAAACACCGAGUCGCUGUACAGGAACGAUGAGAAGACUGCGUCGUAUGGGACGUCGAGUACAAAUGCGAAUUCCGGUACUGGAAACAUCGAAUAUCAAGUGUAAAAGUGUCUGGGUCUGGAAGGAUGUAACUUGUGAUGCUGCAUUGAUUUGGAUUCCAAGAAAAUCUGUAUUGCACGAGCAGCAAAGGGAAUGUAAUUUUUGCGACGCAGAGAGGGCAUUUGUUAUGCGGAACAGGCAUCAAGAAGCCCUCAAACAAUCGGUGAUGCUAGGGCAUGCAUCACUGACAUCAUGGCUCAUGCAAAACGUGCAUGACAGGUCUCAGAAUCUUGCAGACCCAGACAUAUUUGCAGUUGAUAUCGAAAGUGAAACUGCGACAACGCCAACCGGCGGGGGAACCAGCACAGGAGAGGACACGGCUGAAGACGUACUUUUUUUCAGAUUGUGAUCUGGUAACCAAAUGCGUGCGCGCGCGAUAUUGCUUAGCAAACGCAGCGCGAAGGCAGUUGCCGUUACCAUAUAGGGCAACCGCCGGGAGGCGUGAAGGUCAGGGAAAUGGCCAGAAAUGAAGCGGGAAAAGGGAAAAAAAGCGGACCAGAUGGGAAAAUGGCCAGGAGGAAAAUGGCCAUGUCGCAAAAAUGGCAGAAACCAAGCGGGAGAAGGUAAAAAAAGAGCAUUUUUGCGGCUUGGCCCACUUAGUAUCUGAAAAAAAGACGGAGUAUUUUUUGCUUCGCCCGCUGGGCAGCUGCGUUGGAGCAGCAGGUCCGCGACCUGUCCGGAAGCCUUGGGCCGCUUCGUAAUUGGAAAAAGUUGGAAAAAAAUGGCAAAAAGUUGCGUCAUAACGUGGGUGGAAGCAAUCGUCGGAUUUUGUGCAGAUCACGCGGGCCACUUAGAAAAUGAAAAAAGAUGAGAAAUUGCGCAAAAGCGCAAUCCCUCCGCAGGCUUCAAAACUGCCAGUCAGAUGCGGGCGGUGAAAGUGUGCAGGUCGCCCGGGCCACUUAGUAAAUGGAAAAAGAGAAAAAACUGCGCAAAAGCGCAAUCCCUCCGCAGGCUUCAAAACUGCCAGCCAGAUGCGGGCGGCGAAAAUGUCCAGGUCGCCCGGGCCACUUGGAAACCAGAAAAAGAUGAGAAAUUGCGCAAAGGCGCAAUACCUCCGCAGGCUUCAAAACUGCCAGCCAGAUGCGGGCGGCGAAAAUGUCCGAAGCCCUUCGGCCGCCUAAAAACCUGAAAAAAGAGCGAAAAUUAAAAAAAAUCGAGAACCCUCGGCAGGCUUACAAACUGGCCGCCAAGGGCGGUCCGGCGGGCGCGUGGUCGCGCCGUGCCAUCGCGAUUGGGAAAAAAAAGUCGGACUAGAAGCGGGCGGAGGCAUGUCACAAAAUCCCUACUCGCCCGGGGUUGGGAGCACAAAUUCGGCACCUCCGCCGCGUCUGAAAUGCCCGAUUUUUGUGGCCCGGAAGGGUCCGCGGAUUUUCGGCUUUCCGCAGAUACCUUCCUGGCCAGGGGGCCAGUUUGUCAUGCAGUGGCUAGAAAGGAUGCCCCGCUGCCACAUUGCUGGAUUUCGCAUUCAAUGCGUCUCGCAUUGAAUAGAAAUCCGGAAACCACCGAUGACCCAGAUGCCUUCCUGGCCAGGGGGCCAGUUUGUCAUGCAGGGGGCUUGAAGAAGAAGGAGUGGGACUUUGCUUGAAAAUAAAUGGCGCCAAAGCGCGGCCCGCCUUUCGCCGCGCGGCUGGUUAGGCUUUCGCGCUGGUUAGAUUUUCGCGCACGCAUUUGGUUACCAAUAUCGCCCUCCGGGCGCGACCUUCAUACAGAUGACCACCCUCUGCGAAAAGGGCAGUGCAGUUUGUCAUGCUAUUGAUCAUUACAGAAGCUGAAAUUCGUUCUCAAUGUGUUAAAAACCACAGAUCGCCGUCGCGGAAGAGCAGAACGGAAAACUGUUGGAUUUGCGACGUGGUUGCGUGGACCUGUUGCAGGCGCUGUCAUCAGGCAUCAACAUCGAGGAAGGUCCGGGGGGGAUGCAUGCGUUGCUGGAGAAGUAUGAAUGUUUGGUCGAGGAGAUGCGGUGAGCAGGAGGUCAAAGACAAAGACUGUAUGAUGUAUGAGCUAGCUGUGAACUGCUCCUCCGCGAUAAAAUGAACUAGAAGAAGACCGCAAGAGAAGAUUCGUGCCUCCGUCUUUUGUCCGAGGCUGUAGUCUUUGUAGGAUGGAAGAAUGAAGAUCAACAGAAAAAUAUAGCUCACGAUAACAGUUGAAGGAGCCAAGGAAAAAGCAC